CCCCUCUCCUCUUCUCCCCUCUCCCUCUCCUCUUCUCCCCUUUCCUCUUCUCCCCUCUCCUCUUCAUCUUUUUUUUGUCACUGACUUCUCACCAGUGAUGUCAUCAUAACCAGUAACCUGUUCCUCUCUUGGCCCAGCCUGACCCUGACAUAUAGCAUCAGGCCUGUUGAGUUGACUUGGGUAGCUUCUACACCACAUCCCUCCCCCUUCUGCUGCUCUAACAUGAGACCUCAUCAGUACUCAUUUUGGGUGCUGGUACUGUUUAUAUUUAGGUGCUUGAACAUUAAGCCAAUAUUCUAUAAGAGGUGAACUCAAGCAGUAGAAAGUUAGAGGUGAUAUUAUAGGACACUAUGUGAAACAUUGCUGCUCUGUCAGCAGUUUCCUGUGGAGUUUUUUUUAACAUAUCAGUUUGCUGUAGUGUGUUCAACAACUGAUCCAAGAUAAGUUGCUAAGAAGUUAAUCUCACAUCAUUGAAGUUAGGACAUAAUGAGAGAGAAGUCAUAUAGCCUAGCAGUAUUUUCCACUCUUCAGUCCACUCUUUAUGACAGCAGACAGUGGAGCCCCAGUUAGAGACAGACAUGAUACCUGCACUGAUACUGAUGACCCUGUUGUGGAGCACAGAUCUCCAGGCUCAAAGCGUCAGUCCACCAGAUCUCCAGGCUCAAAGCGUCAGUCCACCAGCUGAAUACUCAGUCAGACUGGUGGAUGGGACCACUUCCUGUUCUGGGACAGUGGAAGUCUUCUAUGAAGGAGAGUGGUUGGGUCUAUGUUCUGGGUGCUGGAGCAUGAUGAGAGAGGUUAAAAAUUUUGUGUAGAGAGCUGGACUGUGGAGAUGUUGUAGCUGAAUCUAUAGGACCUCAGUUUGAAACGGGAAGAGGAAUAGUCACAAUAUAUAGUAUGUGUAGUGGACAUGAGUCUUCUGUUGGACAGUGUGUCAUCACAGGAGGACCUGG
Oncorhynchus keta (chum salmon) is the source of this 953-nucleotide messenger RNA. Its product is annotated as deleted in malignant brain tumors 1 protein-like. The record is from RefSeq and is a predicted model, not a curated record. Lineage: Eukaryota; Metazoa; Chordata; Actinopteri; Salmoniformes; Salmonidae. The coding region runs from base 579 to 815 and encodes 78 amino acids. Gene Ontology annotation, cellular component: membrane. The transcript has 4 exons.